Glycine soja is the source of this 834-nucleotide messenger RNA. Its product is annotated as protein GLUTAMINE DUMPER 5-like. The transcript has a single exon. NCBI's taxonomy places the organism in Eukaryota, Viridiplantae, Streptophyta, Magnoliopsida, Fabales, Fabaceae. Gene Ontology annotation, biological process: regulation of amino acid export. The record is from RefSeq and is a predicted model, not a curated record. The coding region runs from base 90 to 587 and encodes 165 amino acids.
UUAUAAAUACCCCGCCACCCCACUUCUUCCCUUACAAGCUAACCUUCUUUCUCUCUUCUCUCAACACACACACACACACUAGAAACAAAAUGAGAACCAUCCCCACCACAACAACAACUCCAAUAGCACCCGCAGCCACCACCAUAAGUCCUUAUUCUCAGCACUCGACGUGGCACUCUCCGGUUCCGUAUCUGUUUGGAGGACUGGCUGCGAUGCUCGGUCUCAUAGCCUUUGCUCUCUUGAUCUUAGCCUGCUCCUACUGGAAACUUUCCGGCCAGUUACUGAACGAAGAAAACGCCGAAAGGGACUUGGAAAGUGUUGCUGGUGAGAAACAGGGUGACUCUGCAAACAAGGACUCUGUUAAGGUGUACGAGGAGAAGAUUCUCGUCAUUAUGGCCGGAGAUGACAAACCCACAUUCUUGGCCACCCCGAAAGCCUCCUCUGUUACUCGCUGUGUUCCCAACCAUUUUGAGGAAAACCUCGAAAACCAUGUGACUUCUGAGAAAUUAGAGAAAAACCCUGUUCAACAACCUACGUCUCCGCAACCACAAGAAACAACGCAACAACAGAGCCUGCCACGACAAUAAGUUGUCAUUUGGUUUGUAAGUCUAUGAUUCUAUCGUGGGCUAGAUUUGAGAAACAGGGGAGCAUCUUUCUUUGUUUCCUAGCAUUCCCUCCCUCUUCUUUCUUUUCCUUGUUUGUUUGUAUUCUAUUGUUGUUCGGAAAUUGUAAAUUUAAACGAGAUGAAUUAGAAUUUAAAAGAGCUGCCAGAGUCUUGUAUUUGUUAAUGCAUCAGGCUGCGAAUGGAUCCCACAAUUACAAUGUUGUUUCCAA